Messenger RNA from Neoarius graeffei (lesser salmon catfish), 2459 nucleotides. It is a transcript of the gene anp32e, whose product is annotated as acidic (leucine-rich) nuclear phosphoprotein 32 family, member E. The record is from RefSeq and is a predicted model, not a curated record. NCBI's taxonomy places the organism in Eukaryota, Metazoa, Chordata, Actinopteri, Siluriformes, Ariidae. The transcript is spliced from 7 exons. Gene Ontology annotation, biological process: regulation of apoptotic process. The coding region runs from base 376 to 1161 and encodes 261 amino acids. Gene Ontology annotation, cellular component: nucleus. Gene Ontology annotation, molecular function: phosphatase inhibitor activity; histone binding.
AGGAGCGCGAGGGUGAGGGCGCGUGCGGCAUUUUGUCGCCUCAGUUGGCGAACAUGGCGGCGUUCGGUGACUUUGACUGAGUUGCGUACGUUUAAAAGACCAACAGGGUCGUCUAGUUACCUCCAGUGAAGGUUAAUAAAACCGAUUGGAGACCAUUUUAUGAGCCACAAUUCGGUUUAGACUUUUCAGGAAGUCCUUAAGCUGCUUUUUCUUCCUCCAUGUUCAUUAUCACGAUGGCGUUGUUGUUGUUAUAUAACCUGUUUACAGCUCGGUUCCAGGACUCUGGAGUUCAUGUGUGUAUGUUCGGUCUGGCUAUUUUGAAAGAAAAUAUUUCGUUUUUCGACUGUCUGUCUUCUUUUUUUGGUACUUGAAGGAAUGUGGCAGAUGGUGAGAUGGUCUCACUCUCUCUCACACACUCGCACCCCUCCCCCCUCUCAGGUGGCAGAGCUGGUUGUGGACAAUUGCCGCUCAAGUGACGGAGAGAUCGAGGGCCUGACGGAUGAGUUCAAGGAACUGGAAUUCCUCAGCAUGGUUAACGUUGGUCUCACAUCCCUGGCCAUGCUGCCAUCACUGCCCAAACUGAGGAAGUUGGAGCUGAGUGACAAUAACAUCUCAGGCUCUUUGGAGAUACUUGCAGAGAAAUGCCCUAAUCUGACGUACCUGAACCUGAGUGGCAACAAGAUUAAAGAACUCAGCACAGUGGAAGCUCUGCAAAACCUGAAGAAUCUGAAAAGCCUGGACCUUUUUAACUGUGAGAUCACAACACUGGAGGAGUACAGGGAGAGCAUUUUUGAACUGCUGCCUCAGGUCACAUACCUGGAUGGCUUUGAUGCAGAGGACAACGAAGCUCCUGACUCGGAGGAUGAUGGUGAUGUUUGUGGUGGCUCAGAGGAUGACGAGGAUGGUGAGGAGGGAGCUGGACCUGUUGGUGAUUAUGAUGAUGAUGAGGAGGAGGAGGAGGAAGAGGAGGAAGAAGAAUCGGAGAGUGGAGAGGUUGGGCUAUCCUACCUGAUGAAAGAUGAUAUUCAGGAUGAGGAGGAUGACGAUGAUUAUGUAGAAGAAGAACAGGAGGAGGAAGGUGAGGAAGAGGAGGCAGAAGUUCGGGGGGAGAAAAGGAAGAGAGAUGCAGAAGAUGAGGGUGAAGAUGAUGAUGAUGACUAAGCCCAUGUGUCUGAACAACUUUGAAAAGUGUGUGGUCUUGCAGAUUGUUUUUCUCCUAUACCAUAGAUAUAUCACUGUAGAGGCUAAAUGUUUUCUUUUGAUAAAUACAUAAUAUACUAUAUAAAGGGGGUUUAUUGAUAAUUCAUUUAUAGCCAUUCCGAGUUUUUGUCCCAGCAUGAGAAUCUCAUUAUUGUGGCUGAGUGGUGGGAGGGGAGAGGUCUGUUUUGGUGCAUCUCCACAUCGUUCCCAGAGGACACUGGGACAUAAAUACUGGUAGGGGAAUUGACGCGGCAACCUUGGUCUGUCAGGCGUAAACUCGGCCAGUUAGCUCGUGCUCAACCCGACAGUGACUUUCCCCAAGAGCUUCUCCAAGAGUCGGCCUGCUCCUCAUCUACCUCUCCGGGCAGCCUCAGUCUCGGCCCACUACGGAGCAUCGAGCCAGUGAUGUGAUCUCCAGCUAGCAGCACUCAUGGUCCAGGAUCAACCAAUCCAUGAAGAUGAUAUUGUCCAGGGCACUAUCUUCGUAAGGGAUGCCUCCUCUUGAUUCACCUUAAGCCAGUCUUGUUCAAAUAGACAGCCCAGAUUGUGAUGUAUGUAAAUGUGAUGUAAAUUAACUGAAAAGCAAGGGGAGGGGGUUGGGGUGCAGUGUAGUAUAAAUGUUUUGACAGGAUUAUAAUCUAUUUUAAUUGGAGCUGGUCUUUUUUUCCAUGUUGAAAUGAACAUAAACCAUUUAAUAAGCAUUUCACCUUCCCUUCUAUAUUCUAUAGAAUUCAGUUAUCUUUUGUCUGUAGCAAAGUUUUAUUUUCUUUUAAGAGGUGACAUUGCUGGGAAAUUUCUCAUAAUGAUCAGGUUUAAUGGCUUUGUUGGAUUAAUUAGUACCCUUUUGAAGUUUUAUUCCUGUGUCUUGGUGUGGAAACGGGUUAGUUUAUAUCUUUUGUGGGGGAUAUUUUACAGAAUAGUACCUUUAAACUAAUGUUCGUAUGGCAAUAUGUACAGUAUAUAGCAUAUGUUCCAACUGGUCAAUGUUUGUGAGUUUGUGUUUGGGUUUUUUUUUUGUUUGUUUUUUUGUUUUCUUUUUAAACAAAGCUGUUUGGUUAAUUGUUUUUAAUACAAACUAUGUCCGAGAAAGUCCCUAUAUGUGGGUCUCCUGUGUUAUUUUUCAGUACUUGGGUGUGUUUCUGGGUAUGUGAGAAAUUUUCUUUGUUUUUAAUGCUUUCUUUCUUUUUUUUUUUUUUUGUUCCUGUCUUAUUUCCCCAUUUUUUAGAAAAAAAAUAAACAAAAAAUGCGAUUUGAGAUGA